AUGACCACAUCUUCCUCCUCCUCCUCUUCCCUCGAGCUGGGUGCGCCCACUGCUGCUGCUGAUCGCAGAUUCAGUAUUCGCGUACCUUGCACCUCAUCCAACAUAGGUCCAGGAUUCGACGUGGUGGGCUUAUCCCUUUCGCUCUACCUCACGCUUCAAGUACGCAUCUCCAACCAUUCCACCUCCACCUCCACCUCCUCCCUUAACCAGCAUCCAACGCUUCAUUAUACGGGCAUUGGAUGUGAGGAUGCGCCUUUGGAUCCCUACAAGAACCUCAUCACCCGUUGCGCGCUCUAUGUCCUGCGAGCGAAUGGUAAAGGUCCGCUAUUCCAACCCGGCAUCUCCAUCCACGUGCACAACCAGAUCCCCUUUGGACGAGGCUUGGGCAGUUCGGGUGCUGCCGUCGUAGCUGGCAUCAUGCUGGGCGACGCGUUGGGCGGAUUAAAGUUGAGCAGGGAUAGAUUGUUGGAUCAUGCCCUCAUGAUCGAACGUCAUCCGGACAAUGUGACUGCAGCAUUGAUGGGCGGUUUUGUAGGCUCUUACCUCUUGGAUCUCUCAAAGGAGGAGAGGGCAAAGGUGGAUGUGCCUCUCAGCGAAGUCUUGCCUGCCUGGCCCGUUGAUGCCAGCGCUCAUUGGGGUCCCAAUCCCAACACUCCUCCCACCGGCAUCGGUCAUUACAUUCGAUUUGGAUGGGCGCAGGAGAUCAAAGUCAUUGCCAUCAUUCCCGACUUCGAAGUGUCGACUGCAUUAGCAAGGAGCGCUCUGCCCGACACUUACUCCAAGGCGGAUCUAGUGAGUGCGGGCGGGCGCGGGGCAGCAUAGCAACAUGGGACCUGGUGCAUGUUUUGCUCGAGUCGGAAUGCGCCGCUUGCUUGCUUGCUUGCUUGCUUGCUUGCUUGCUUGCUUGCUUGCUUGCUUGCUUGCUUGCUUGCUUGCUUACUUGCUUGCUUACUUGCCUGUCUCUCUCUCUCUCCCCUCUCUACACUCUUCCAUCUCACGCCAAAGAUUUUCAAUCUACAAAGACUUGCCGUCCUCACUACCGCACUAGCACGUUCUCCUCCCGAUGCCUACCUCAUCUUUCAAGCGAUGCAAGAUCGCGUUCAUCAACCUUAUCGUAAAGAGCUAGUGAGUCGAGCAAGGGAUUUAGUGGACCGCAGGGGUGGGGGUAAAUAGUGUUGUGGAGCCGCUGCUCGGAAGCAGGGUGUUCUAAACCCUUGCAACCUGCAAGCCCUUGCCUGAAUGACGCGCGCGCUUGGCCUGCAAAUCCCUAACUCUCCGUGUGCGCUCUGCAAUGCCCCCCUUGCGCCACGCUGCCAGAUCCCAGGUCUUCCGCGCAUCCUCUCCUCCGUCACACCAAGCACGCAUCCAGGUCUACUAGGCAUCUGCCUCUCCGGAGCAGGUCCCACAAUCCUAGCCUUGGCCACGCACAAUCUGGAGAGCAUCUGCGAAACGAUUGGUAAGGAAUUUGAAAAGGAAGGAAUCAGUACGAGAAAGGAGGUGCUUUGCGUUACGAGCCAGGGAGCUGUUGUUCAGCAAGAAGAUUAG
Messenger RNA from Ceraceosorus bombacis, 1545 nucleotides. The record is from the annotation of a GenBank genome assembly. NCBI's taxonomy places the organism in Eukaryota, Fungi, Basidiomycota, Exobasidiomycetes, Ceraceosorales, Ceraceosoraceae.